Messenger RNA from Ascochyta rabiei, 1128 nucleotides. RefSeq names its product DNA-directed RNA polymerase core subunit rpc40. Lineage: Eukaryota; Fungi; Ascomycota; Dothideomycetes; Pleosporales; Didymellaceae. The record is from RefSeq and is a predicted model, not a curated record. Gene Ontology annotation, molecular function: DNA binding; protein dimerization activity. The transcript is spliced from 3 exons. The coding region runs from base 1 to 1128 and encodes 375 amino acids. Gene Ontology annotation, cellular component: RNA polymerase I complex; RNA polymerase III complex. Gene Ontology annotation, biological process: DNA-templated transcription.
AUGGCUCUCCCCCGUGCUGCCGUGCUGGCUGAGCGCAAGAAGCUCCAAGUCGGCAUCGAGACGGUCGCCAACCAGCAGUCCACCGACUUCCCAGGACACUGGCCGGGCGAGAACCACGAAUGGGACCUGGACUACUUCAAGGAGAACUUCCACGUCCACUUCCACGCACGCCCCACACCCUACGACUCGUCCUUCUCCCUCUCCGGCCUCGACACCUCCGUCGCAAACGCCUUCCGCCGCAUCCUCCUCUCCGAACUCCCCACCCUCGCCAUCGAGGACGUCUUCGUCUACCAGAACACGUCCAUCAUCCAGGAUGAAGUGCUCGCCCACCGCCUCGGCCUCAUCCCUCUCUGCGGCGACCCCAACGGCCUCGACUGGAUGAAGUGGUACGUCAAGCCCACCGACGACGACGAGGGCUCCGGCGGGCCCUCGGACUUCAACUGCGCCAUCCUGCACCUCGACGUCGAGUGCACUUGGCAGGAAGGCGGUCUGCAGCGCGCAGUAGCCGGCGAGACCGACCCGGACAAGCUGUACAUCAACCACUCCGUCUACGCAAAGGACCUGGUCUGGGCGCCCCUGGGCAAGCAGGCCGACAAGUUCGACGCCGCCCAACCCAUCCGCCCCACCAACCCGGACAUUCUGAUCGUGAAGAUGCGCCCCGGCCAGAGAAUCACGCUCACCAUGCACGCCAUCAAGGGCAUUGGCCAGGACCACGCCAAGUUCUCUCCUGUCGCCACGGCCUCGUACCGCCUGCUCCCCACCAUCGACAUCCUGAGUCCCAUUGUCGGCGCCGACGCCAAGAAGUUCGCGCGCUGCUUCCCCAAGGGCGUCAUCCGCCUCGACAAGGUCACCGCCGCCGACGCCGCCGCCGACCCAGAGCUGAGCGGACACGAGGGCGAGAACAAGGCCGUGGUCGAUAAGCCCAUGAACGACACCGUCAGCAGAGAGUGCCUGCGCCACCCCGAGUUCAAGGACAAGGUGAAGCUGGGACGCGUGCGCGACCACUUCAUCUUCCGCAUCGAGAGCACCGGCCAGAGGGAGAGCGACGACCUGUUCCUCGAGAGCGUCAAGGCGCUGCGCAUCAAGGCCCAACGGAUAAAGCGCGGGCUGGACGAGAUGAUGAAAUAG